Molecule: messenger RNA, 4416 nt
Organism: Sander lucioperca (pikeperch)
Lineage: Eukaryota; Metazoa; Chordata; Actinopteri; Perciformes; Percidae
Gene: ripk1l
Product: receptor (TNFRSF)-interacting serine-threonine kinase 1, like
Exons: 11
Coding region: 229-2313 (694 amino acids)
Biological process (GO): protein phosphorylation; signal transduction
Molecular function (GO): JUN kinase kinase kinase activity; ATP binding; protein binding
Source: RefSeq, a predicted model, not a curated record
GAACAAAGUUAGAAAUAAAACAACUUCAUAUCGUAUCCUGCAUUUGUGUUUUGUUAUGGAAUAUGUUUUUAUAGACUUUUUCUGACACAAACAUCUGAUGUUGCUAGUCGUCCUGAUCUGUUAUCGACUUGUGAGGCUGUUUGUAGUUUUUAAUGUCUCCUGCCAGGUUUCGCUUUUGAACGAGGAAGUACCCUAGCGUUACUUGGAUUGUACAGCACUAUCUUAAGGAUGGCCACCGCGCCACAGUCACUUCAUAUGAGAUCGACUGAUCUCAUCAAAAAAGAGGCCCUGGACUACGGAGGAUUUGGAGAAGUUUACCUGUGCUACCAUGUAACCCUCGGUCAAGUGGUGUUGAAGACCAUGUAUACAGGCCCUAUUCGCACUGAGGAGAAUAAAAAGUCACUGCUGGAGGAGGGAAACAUCAUGGCAAGCCUGAACCAUGAACGGGUGGUCAAGUUGCUGGGUGUGAUCAUGGAAGAUAGAGACUGCUCACUAGUUAUGGAACUCCUCCCCAGAGGCAACCUGUCGGUCAUGCUAGAGACGGUCCCUGUGCCAAUAUCCAUCAAGGGCAGAAUCAUCUUAGAGAUUAUGGAAGGGAUGGUGUAUCUCACAGAGAAAAAUGUCAUACACAAGGACAUCAAGCCAGAAAACAUUUUAGUGGACAAGGAUUUUCACAUCAAGAUUGCAGACCUUGGCCUGGCAACCUGUCAGACAUGGAGCAAACUCACAAAGGAGGAGUCUCGCAGGAAGAGUUGUUUAGGUCGAUCAGCAGGGGUGAGAGGUGCCGGCACACUGAGCUACAUGGCCCCUGAGCACCUGGAGAGUAUACAUACACCCUCUACUGAGAAAUCUGACGUCUACAGCUUUGCGAUUGUGGUUUGGGUCAUCCUCACAAGGAAAGAGCCAUAUGCAAGUAAACGUAAUGCAGACAACCAUAUGUCAUUUCUCUGUCCAGAUGCAAGAAGUGAAGAACAAAUCAGCCAGUGUGUCCGAAACGGCGACCGACCUGCAGAGAACCUUAUUCCAGACAACACGCCUGUAGAGAUAAUUCAGCUCAUGAAGAGAUGCUGGGAUCACAAACCGCUGCAACGGCCAACAUUUAAAGAGGGCUACGACUUCUUCUUUCCUAUUUACAUGGUAACGCUUGAACCACACAUAGAGGAAGAUUUACUUGAUCUGAGGAAAUUAUAUGAAGGCCCAGAUGACCUUGUCGAGAAGAUUAAAUCUUUAUCACUCUCCCAGGAUUUUUUUUCGGCAGAUUGCCCAGCUCCUUUGGUGAGUUCAGACAGAAGUGUACCUGUGCCAGUUGAAGCCAGUAUUGAGGACAUGCAUGACAUCCAAUAUGAGCCACCUCUGGAGUCUGUUCAGACAGACGCCAAGGCAGCCAGGCCCCCUUCAGCUUUGGAGGAGAAACUGGGUCGGGAGCUUCAGUACCACAAACAUGGUAGCUAUAACUGUGAGCCUGAAGUUGCCAACUUCUACCAUCCCAUCAACUUAAAUCCUUUCCUGCAUAACCACUUCAGCCCUUCAGAUCACGCUAUCAGGCAACCAGAACAAGACAGACCCUCUAAUGCAUCCUCUGUCCAUUCCUGGACAAAAGCUGAACCGGUGCAGCCCACCAGCCAGGAAGAGGCUUGGUGUCGCCCUACUGCUGGUCUCUAUGACUCCAUGAACUCUUCCACACCUAGUCCAUCCCACUUGCCAAUGUCUUCCAGCAGCCCUUCUCUAUCACAAUUUAACCAGCAACAUCCCCAUUCCCACUAUGACCGCCAGCAGUCCUGGCCAGCUUACCCAGUGUCUGAUACAUCUGCUCCUGAUAUCAGUCCUGGGCGUCUCCUGACCUCUUCCAAGAACUGCUUAAAGCAAGAUCCAGGAUCUCUUUACAUUCAAAAUGCCAGCGGGAUCCAGAUUGGGAACAGCAACAUGAUGAGUAUCAGAAGUUACGAUUCCUCCAACAGUUCUCUACUUUCUAACGCCUUAGCUAACUCUCCCAUCGAAGAAGGCAUUCUGAAAUAUGAGGAUCAUGCUGUGACCGAGGAGCACCUUGAUCUGCUGAGUGACAACAUCGGAGGCAAAUGGAAGCGUUGUGCGCGGCGACUAGGUCUGACCAGUGUGGAAAUAGAGACCAUUGAGCACGACUGUUUCCGGGAUGGCCUUCCAGAGAUGGUGCACCAGAUGCUGGAUCGUUGGAAAAUGAAGGAGGGAAGUAUUGGCUGCACAAUUGGGAAGCUUUGUCGUGCUCUGAAAGGCAACAUAAAGGUAGAUGUCAUCCAGAAAAUAUUGGACGCCUGCAGUUCUUCAUCUCAGAUCUGAUAAACGUUCUACCUCAUUCCCUCUAAGUGACUUUCUGCCUAUGAUGGGGGAAAAAAUACUGUUUGCAGCAUUUAAAGGUUCCCUUUUAACCAAAAAGCAUAUUCAUUUUGGUUUUAUUUGCGACGGGUUUGAAAUAUAGUCUUUGUCGGUGCCGAAUACGAUUGAAGGUAGAAUGUUGUUUGUGUUGCUCAAAGCUUUGAAAAUGAGAUAUGGAAGAAACCUCAACAGCUCAACCCAAUUGUAUCUUUCCAGGAAAUGUAUCUUUGUUACUCAUAAGAACCACAGAGCUCACUGACUGACUUUUUCUACCAAACAUCUUAUGAGCAGUAGAGACGAACACGGUCAGGGUUCAGGUUUUUCUAAUCUAGAAGUUCAAAAUCAUUGUUUAUUUUUUUUAUUUACUAUAAAGUAAUAAUGACCUAAAUGAUUGGUCUUUCUUAUUCAUGUGUCAGAUGAUAUAUUGUAGUUGGAAGUCAAAGCAAGAAGUGUUACAAAAGUAAUAUUCUUAAUACAAACUUUGUCAAGUAUGUUUUUCAGAAAUAGUUCUCAGCAUGAUUGUGGGAUGGGAAAGCCAUUGAGUUUGUGCACGGUUGCUGUAGCUUUAACUGAAUAAUGAAUUUCUUUAAACUGAUGAUCUGCUGUACUGUAUCAAGUGUUUUGGAAUACAAGAUAGGUUUCUCACCAUUUAAACGUCUUGGAUGUGUUCAUGUCUUGUUUCAUUACAAAAUUAAUUGUCACUUUCUGUACUGGGUCUCAGUCGCGAUGUAGUUUUCACUACACAAAAGACUCAAAAAACACAAAAAACUACAUCACCCUGUUCUCUUCCAAACCUGGAUCUAAAUUUAUUUUAAAGCCAUUUUGAUUUUUUUGAAUAAACUGUGUGUACAUAAGUCUAAAAUUUCAAAAUAAGUGUAUUUCAUGUAUUUCAUAAAUUGCACUUCACACCUUGAGCUAAAAUUGUUUCUAGUUUAGUGUUUCAUUGGUUAUCUCCUGCAACUAGUUGGAUAUCAAUAUAAUAAAAAGAUAUACACGGCUGAGAUUAGACACCAACUAUAUCCAGAAUAUAGCUGUAUCCCAAUUCCAGACUACAUCCUAAAUCUAAGAUAGUGUUGAGAAUGAAGUAAAAAAAAAAAAAAAAAAAAAAGACAAAAUAUAAUAUACCCAUAAGUGUUUGACUUUUGACUUUGCUCUUGAUGGACACUAUUCCCCCACAAUGCAACACACAAAGAAAUGGAAAGGUUCACACAGCUGGAGAGAAAACUAACAUCAUGUGAACACUCCAGAAAACAUUAACCAAAUAUACCUGUACACAAUGAUAACAUUAAAUCCCCAAAUUAGACUCUAGGCAGCUCUGCAUAUACUAACUAAGACGAUACUCUGAAAACAGGCAAUUUCUUACAUGGCAGUAUAUUGUAUAAUGUGGAUAUUUGUUCCUGAGCAUUAGAGUUUAAACAGCUGUUGUGUUUGUCUAGAUUAUCCGCUUUUACUCCUCUGAACACACCUGACAGGGAGACUGAUUUUCCCUUUUGUCAUUGAAAAGACUGUUAAACCCACAUGUAUUGGUUUACAGAUGUGAUGAUAGUAUGCCUUUGCAAAUCAAACAGCCACUGAUGUUCCAUUUCACCUGGUGACUUUAAUAAUCUCUUCACUAAACACAAGAAUAUUAAUCCUUCCAUGCCAUGAUAAGGUCUUGGGAUACAAAUGUGAACAGGCUUUCUAGUUUCUUAACGGUAAUUACAUCUAUUGUCUAUCAGAUUCAGGGAUGCUGUUAAAAUGGCACCCUGUUGAUUGAUAGAUAAAAUUGAUUUAAGUACCUUUAUUAUAAUCAUGCCUUGCAACUAAGAAAUUUGUAAAACCACAGUAGUCUAAUUAAAAUAGAUGAAAUAGCAGUAGGCAUAUUGGAUAAGCAGAUAUGAGGGUAACAAUUCUGUGACUGGUAGAGAACCUGAAACAGUAGUUGGAGUUGUCAAUGAUUUGGUCCUGAUUAAUUGCCUUAAUCCAAUUCCAGUCAUGUUUACUGGACACAAUGGAUUUACACACAACAAUUACAGACAACAUGAACUUAAUAGUCUUUCUCCACUAAACAAUGUAUCUACAGCUGCA